CUCCACAUUCUGUCAAACAUACAUUUUUUUGCUAAACUAUUUUGAGAAGAGUUAUUAAAAGCAAAAAAGAAAAAUAUCAACUAAUUAGAGUAAACAAUAAUCAUAGUAAACAACUCAAUGCACAUUAUAAAACAUCUAUAUUGUGUAUCCUCGUAUUUACUGCUUGCGCGUCCAUUUAUUACCAUUGGAACAAAGUCUUCUUUGGUGGUUGCCGGUGAAACAAUAAAUUCUUGCACAAGUAAACAUAAUUUUGCAUCAAAUUGUCCAAAAGAGAUGACUUCGUCACCUGCAGCUGAAACUUAUACCUCCGGUACCAGUUCUGUAGCGUUUGUCACUACGCCAGAUGAAAAUACAGCAAAGAAAUUAGCGCGAGGCUUAGUAGAAAAACAAUUGGCAGCCUGCGUCAAUAUUAUACCCAAUAUACAGUCGGUUUAUAUGUGGGAAGGAAAAGUCAAUGAAGAUAGUGAAUAUUUAAUGAUGAUUAAGACACGUACUAGCCGCUUGGAUGAGCUUAUAAAAUGGGUGCGUGAGAAUCAUUCAUACAGUGUGGCUGAGGUUAUAACAUUGCCUAUUGAGAAAGGCAACGUACCAUAUUUGAGUUGGAUUGCACAAACAGUGCCGGAUAAGAAGCAAGAAUGAUGGAUGUGGAUUUGGAUAUCUAAAUGCAGAUUUAUACUGGAGAGAUUGAUAGAUAAAGAUUGAUAUUAUUUAUAAAGUUUUAAACUUUUUUCAUUUUAAAAAUUAGUCAAAAUGAUUUUGUAUUCGUUAUUUUGGUUUUGAAUUAAAUGGACUGCGAUUGUUG
This is a messenger RNA of Teleopsis dalmanni, 802 nucleotides long. Its product is annotated as protein CutA homolog. Gene Ontology annotation, biological process: response to metal ion. The coding region runs from base 118 to 639 and encodes 173 amino acids. Lineage: Eukaryota; Metazoa; Arthropoda; Insecta; Diptera; Diopsidae. The record is from RefSeq and is a predicted model, not a curated record. Gene Ontology annotation, molecular function: copper ion binding. The transcript has a single exon.